AUCAUAAAGUAGGUUUAUGGUAGAAUCUGGCUUGGCCCGGGCCGUCUGGCAACACUGACACUGUCUCUCAACGAAAUACCUAAUUUAUGUUUUUGUAUUAUUAAAUUUAAGUUUGUGUAGAUAUUUACAAGUAAUACCAUUUAUAUUACACAUCAUAUUUUCAGUUCUCUAAUCCUUAGUCCAUAAGUUAGAACCGACGCAUGAUAUCUAUGUUGCCAAUGUGUGAAAAUGUCGGAAUCAUCAAAAACUCCUAGGACAUCGUAUGAACAAGUAAAAGCGAUCGUGGAUUAUAUGGGCCAACACUCCGACUUGGCUUCAUGUAUCAACAGAACUACGGAAGGAAGGCACGCUAACAAGCAGCGGUGGGCAGAACUGGCUAAAGUGCUCAACAGUUACCGAGGAGCUAGGAAAACACCCGUUGGAUGGAGCAAGUAUUACAGUGAUCUGAAGUGCAAGCUGAAGACUAAGAUUCAGAUCUUGAAUAAGAUGAAGAGGAAUGGGCAAACUUCGGAGACCACUGACACCCCCAACAUCACCAAGCUGGAGAGAAGACUGCUGGUCAUACUCGGUCCAGACUUUGCUAAAACUAAAUCUAAAAAGGAGAAAUCUGACAUCAAGGCGGAAUUAAAUCAUGAUGAAAGUUCAUGUAGGUCAGGGAGUGAGGCCAGUGGCAGAUUAUCAGUUUCAGGGCUACAGGAUGAUUUUGAGGAGAAAGAUGAAGAAAUGUUUGAGCCCGAAAGGUCUUCCGUGACCAAUGACAGCAUGUUUGAAGGAAUCAGCCCGAAAUGGCUCAUAGAUGUGGAGAAGAAGCGAGCAAAGGCCGACCUGAUACGAGCGCGGGCGGAGGAGCACCAGGUGACCGUGGCCGCCAAGCACGCGGAGGCCGCCAUGAUCCAGGCCGAGGCGCUCAAGAAGUUCGCCGAGGCCGCCUGCAUUCAGGCCGAGGCCAUCAUGAGAAUAGCCAGCAUAAUCGAGCACAGAGGCCAGACUGAUAUGCUUCAAAUUUAAGUCUAGUUUAGUGUAAGGCAGUAUGAGUGUAUAAUGUGAAUGAGUGCUUUAUCGGUUUAUGUUACAGGCCUUUAUUUUAUUCGGGUACUUACCAAUGAUUGGUACACUUUUUAAUAGAGGAAGAGAUAAUGCACCAGCCGGGUAUUAUUUGGUUUUAGUUAUCAUUGCCAUAUUAAAAAGCAACAUAAAUAUGUUGUAGAAAUCGCAUUACGAUUG
This is a messenger RNA of Plutella xylostella (diamondback moth), 1224 nucleotides long. RefSeq lists its product as uncharacterized. NCBI's taxonomy places the organism in Eukaryota, Metazoa, Arthropoda, Insecta, Lepidoptera, Plutellidae. The record is from RefSeq and is a predicted model, not a curated record.